This is a messenger RNA of Anthonomus grandis grandis, 3342 nucleotides long. RefSeq lists its product as uncharacterized. Gene Ontology annotation, cellular component: nucleoplasm. The transcript has 15 exons. Lineage: Eukaryota; Metazoa; Arthropoda; Insecta; Coleoptera; Curculionidae. Gene Ontology annotation, biological process: RNA processing. Bases 175 to 3168 code for a protein of 997 amino acids. The record is from RefSeq and is a predicted model, not a curated record. Gene Ontology annotation, molecular function: RNA binding.
UAUGCCAUUGCCGUCUGUAAUUUGGUUUGUGUAUUUUUGUGAAUUUCACACUUUUUGAAAUCAUUGUUUUAGCAAUUAAACUUUUUACUUAUUAUUUUUGGACUUUUUGCUAAGCUACAUUUUAGUCCUAAGUAAUAUUUGCCUAUUUGGGAAGUACACUCUACAAGAUCCAAAAUGCAGCAAACCCGGGAGCACGCGUCCUUUAAAGUUAAUACUAAAAAAGCCCUGGACAGCAAUCAAAGAAAAACAGAUCGGAUUUCUCAAAUGUCUCAACAGGAAAUUAUGAUUGAGCAGAAAAAGAGGGAAAUUCAGGCUAAAUUAGAGGCUAAACGAAGGCAAAUUAAUCAGGAGCAAAAAGAGAAGAAACCCACACUUCCGCCUGCACCACCCAAGGAUGCCCCAAAAAGUGGCAUCAAUUUAUUCUCUAAUGAUGGUUCUUUCCUGAACCAGUUUAAGCAGCUAAAUGACAAGAAACAAGAUUCAAAAUUCAAGACAUUUCAGAAAUACAAGGAUAAAGAACGAGAACGCAAAAAAGAAGAAGAAAAGGAUAAGGAGCCAGAGAGUGAUAUCAAAGAAGAGGAAGAAAAUAAUACUGAGAAGGGCAGUGAACCAAGCGAGAAAGAGGAUAAUUCCCAGCCGACCCCACCAUCAGAAACCUUGAUCAAGCCUCCCUUCAAUCCAGACCAAUUUCUACCUUUCGAACAUCCCAUCACGGGUUCCUUUGACACAUCAUUUACAAGCAAUCCGCCUCCGUCUUUUCAUCAUUUCGAUCACAAUAUGCCGCCCCCAAACAUGGACGGUCGAAGGCCGUCUCUACUUGGACCUCCACCGCAGAUUUCUCCAUUGAUGACAGAGUUUCAUCCACCGCCUCUAAUGAACUUUCCACCACAGUCUGCGGAGAAUAUGGCUUUUAACGCACACCCUCAAUUAAGCGGUAUGGAUGCGAGUAUUCCACCUCCCACCCAUAUAAUAACUUCGACGGUGACUCAGGAAAUAAGUCACUCUUCCAGUUUGCCACCUCUAAUACAGCAGUCGCUUAGUAUGGUCCCACCACCGUCAGUGUCGGAUAUAACUACAUCAACUGAACCUGAUACAUUAUCUGUUUCUGGACCCACACUACAAUCAGUUCAGGCGCCUACGCACAUAUUUACGACCUCUGCAAGUGAUCAACUUUUAACCGCGCCUCCUCCAAAUCAAGUUUUAUUAAACGUUCCGCCUCCUCAAAUUUUGCCUCAGACCCAAAUCGUAUUAACUCCGCAGGAUCAAAAUGUGCUAGUAUCAGCGCCUACUAGUAUCAUCACGACCGUCACCAUACCACCUCCUGUAUUGACGCAACAAAACAUUAAUCAUGCUGCUCCGAAUUUAAUAAAUAUGAGACCUCAAGGAUUGCCAGCGCCAACUGUAGAAUUGACGUCUAUUCCGCCUCCAAAUCCUAUUCAGGUUCAGAAUAUACCACAACCGGAACCUUUGAACACCCUUAAUAUACCCCCACCAGCGCCGUUGCAAGUGUCAACUAUUCCAACUCCGACCUCUCUGCAACUGAACGAAAUUCCCAACCCAAAACCGAUCGAUAUCAUGGCAAUACCGACUCCUACUGAAAAUGACGAUCGAAACUUCAUGAAAAAUGUCCCACCUCCGAAUAAAACCGUGCCUCCGCCUAGUUUGGGGGACGUUAACUUUAUGCGGGGGCCCCCUCAACAAGGGCCGUUGCCCCAAGGCGCACAACCAAUCUCUUCGUCACCUUUGACACAAAACGCGACUCCUCCCCAACCAUCCCGAAUUCCCUCCCUAAUGUCCCAGCGGGUACUGCCCCCGCCCGGCAUGGGAAUUAACGUUCCCCCACCGUCGAUAAUGCACCCACCGCCACCCAUACGUGACGUCAGUCAACCGCCGCCCAACAUGAUUCCACCAGGACCGCCGCCCAUGAUAAAUGUCAGCGUGCCGCCGCCUAUGAUUCCACCACCGGCUGUGGUGCCGCCUCCAAUGGAUGAUUUUAACGAUGAACUUAGAGGUGGCUCCCUCGCCAAUGCUGAAUUUGAAGCGAUGUCAAACCUGGCCCGAAUGGUAGCCGAGUGCGGCCCAUCCGUCGAAGACGUUGUUAGGCAGAAAAAAAACCGAGAUCCCGAUUUGUGGUUUCUGUUUCACAAAGAUUCGGCCGCUUAUCGUCAGUACGCUAGUUUAGUAGAGCAAUAUAGGAAAGAGCGUGAGGCAAUGGAGUCGAUGGAUGAAAAAAUGGAAAUAAAGCCUGAUCCCAGUGAAAUUUAUGAGCCGGAGAUGGCAUUGGAAGAUGACGAGGUGGAACUAGACAACAAGGUGGAAAUUAAGCAGGAGCUUAAACAGGAAGAUGACUCUACGAGAGAAAGUAGAAGGGAAAGAAAGAGAAAAAGUCGAUGGGGAGAAAAGGAUCUUGAUGUAAAAGGACCAGUAAUUCUUCCAGUGUUGGUACCUCCCGUGAAUACUGCCCUACCACCUGUUCCUGGUAGCUCAUCACUGCUAAGCAGAUUGACCCGGAAUGAUCCUGGCUUACUUCAAUAUGCAGUUCAAUCCUAUGGUUCUACAAAUCUUUCAGAUGAAGAUUGGAAAAAGGCUGAAGAAAAUUAUAAAGUCCAUCUACUCUAUCAAGACAUGUUGAAAAAAAGAGAAGAAGUUGAAAGGUUGCAGGCUCAAGGUAAAAAUAAAUACGAAUACGACUCAGAUGAAGAAACAGACGGUGGUACUUGGGAGCAUAAAUUAAGAGAAAAAGAAAUGCUUGCGACUGAAAGAUGGGCCUCAGCAUUGACUGAACAAGCUGAAGGCAAACAUCACAUAGGUGACUUUCUGCCACCGGAAGAACUAAAAAGAUUUAUGGAAAAGUCGAACGCUUUAAAAGAGGGUCGACAGCCCAGUAUCUCGGAUUAUAAAGAGUUUAAAAUCAAAGAAGAUAAUGUAGGCUUCAAAAUGCUGCAGAAGUUAGGUUGGUCCGAAGGACAAGGAUUGGGCCAAAAUAAUGCCGGAAUCGUUGAGCCUGUUAAUAAAGGUGCGCCUAGAGAAAAUACUCAAGGAUUAGGGCUCAACCUCGGAGAAGCAACUGAAGGUGAAGAUGAAUACGAUUCAUACCGAAAACGCAUGAUGCUUGCUUAUAGAUUUAGGCCCAACCCUCUGAAUAAUCCAAGAAGACCCUAUUAUUAGUUUUAUGAAAUAAUUCGAAAAUUAUUUGGUAAGUAGUAUUAGGUCAGGAUUGUAACUUUAUUUCCAGAUAAUUAUCGUUAAUAUUGUUUAUGUAACUUUGUACAUCUGUUUAAGAUAUUUUUUGUAGAUAGCCUAAACAUUUAAUGGAAUGUCCAAUAAAAAAAAUAGUUUAAA